AUGAUCUUGACGCCCAUUUCAUCGGAGAAUGGUGCGGGUGAUGAUCCCAUCGUCGUGGUGGGAACGGCGUGUCGUCUCCCCGGGGAGGCGACCUCCCUCCAAGCACUAUGGGAUAUGAUGAGCAAUGAACGGACGGGUCAUAUACCUGUUCCAGCUGAGCGAUGGGAUGCAGAUGCCUGGUACCAUCCAGAUCCAGAUCGAAAGGGCGCGAUUACAUCAAAAGCCGGAUUCUUCUUAAAAGAGGAUAUUGCAGCAUUCGAUGCACCAUUCUUUUCGGUCACAUCCAAAGAGGCAAUGGGAAUGGACCCGGCUAAGCGGCUUCUAUUAGAGGUAUCAUAUGAGGCUUUAGAAAAUGCUGGAAUGCCGAUGGAGAGAGUGGCUGGUUCGAGAACUGGCGUCUAUGUUGGAUGUAUGACGAGUGACUACGAAGAUAUGUCCACUCAUGACAUUUACGACCUGGCACAUAAUGCCGCAGCUGGUGUUAGCGAGGCCAUGACUGCCAACCGCGUGUCGUGGUUCUUCGACUUUCGCGGACUCAGUCUCACCGUUGACACGGCGUGCUCAUCAAGUCUGUACGCACUGCACCUAGCAUGCCAGUCGUUGCAACUAGGUGAAACAGAUAUGAAUCUGGUCGCAGGUGUAAACGUCAUUUUAUAUCCCAAUGCGAUGAGCCAGCUAACGGCUAUGCACAUGCUUAGCCCCGAAGGAAUCUCUCAUUCGUUUGACCACCGAGCUAAUGGGUACGGUCGCGGCGAGGGAACAGGAGUCGUCGUUCUCAAACGUCUCUCUGAUGCGCUUCGAGAUGGGGAUGUAAUUCGUGCCGUUAUCCGGGCUUCGGCUACCAACGUUGACGGGCGAACGCCGAGUGUCACGAUGCCUAGCUCAGAAGCCCAAGAAGACUUGAUUCGCACGACGUAUAAGCAAGCCGGGCUUCCGAUGAGCGAGACAUCCUAUGUUGAGCUUCAUGGUACCGGUACGCCGGUAGGAGACCCCAUUGAACUGUCUGCUAUUGCAGCGACAUUCGGCGCUUCUAGGAGUCAGCCCGUGUAUGUGGGAAGUAUCAAGCCAAAUGUCGGUCACACAGAAGGCUGUGCAGGCAUUGCCGGUGUGCUGCGUGCCAUCACCUCCUUGGAAAAUGGGGAAAUCCUUCCCACUGCUGAGAUUGAAAAGGUCAAUCCACGGCUGACAUUUGAGGACUGGAAUCUGGCCUUGCCCUCAAAAGUCUUGCCAUGGCCUGCCACAGGAACUCGUCGCAUUAGCGUCAAUAGCUUUGGCUUCGGCGGAGCCAAUGCACAUGUUAUCAUGGAUGAUGCAUACCAUUACCUGAAGGAACACGGCCUCACCGGAUUUCAUGCCACCACACUUCCAAAAACAGAUGGGCUGGAAGAGGCAAAUGGCCAUGCCAGUGAGACAGCGGCAAAGAAGCUCCUGGUCAUCAGCUCUCGAGACCAACAGGGACUGCAGCGAAUCGCAAAACAGUUUGGAAGCUUGAUUAAAUCUCAACCAUCUGUUGCAGUUUCCGGCCUAGCCCAUACCCUCUUCAAUAAACGCUCGUUCUUCGAUUACAGAUCUUUCGUCGCAGCGGACACAUUACAGGAACUUUCCCUGAGACUGGAGCGGGCCCUGCCGAUAUUUCGACGCCCUACCAAAUUAAAUGGUAUUGUGUUCGUCUUCACGGGUCAGGGUGCCCAAUGGGCGGGUAUGGGUAAAGAACUCAUUGACUUCCCUAUCUUCGCUGAAAGUAUCAUCAAGAGCGGAGCUUAUUUGACCUCCCUGGGCUGUUUGUUUGAUCUGCGGCAGGAACUACAAAACACAUAUGAUAGCAAGAUCGACUCCCCGGAGUACAGCCAGCCUAUUUGUUCAGCUGUUCAAAUUGCCUUAGUAGACCUACUGCGAGACUGGUCUAUCACACCUCGCGCGGUGAUUGGACAUUCUAGUGGAGAGAUUGCGGCUUCAUAUGCGGCUGGAAUCACUACUCAUGAAGAUGCAAUUAAGGUCGCAUAUUUCCGUGGGAUUUACUCCCUUCGCGUUGCGGAGAGCUCCCGACGAGGUGGCAUGCUGGCUGUAGGAAUCUCCGCUGAAGAGGCCCAAGAGUACCUGAAGACAGUGCCAAAGGGGAGCGUGGUGACAGCAUGUGUUAACAGUCCAAACAGUGUUACCCUCUCAGGGAACGUCGACCGAGUCACUGAGCUGGAGAAGCUGAUCUCAAGUGAAGGGAAAUUCGCUCGCAAGCUUCGCGUAUCGACUGCCUAUCACUCGCCCCAUAUGCAGAGUGUUGCGAGCGAAUGUUUGGCUGCCAUGGAUAGAUCAGGCUUUUCCAAGCCCCAGAAAUCUUCUAUAUUGAUGUUUUCAUCGGUGACGGGAGCUCUCGUGGACCCUGAAACAGUGGAUACCUCCUACUGGAUUCGUAACAUGUGCCAAUCGGUCCUAUUCUCCCCGGCUCUAGAUGCACUUCUCACAUACUCGACCAAUCGACGAAGGAAUCGUCGCUUACCGUACAAGUGGAAUUCUAUCCUGGAAAUAGGCCCACACUCUGCGCUCAAAGCGCCCAUCGUUCAGACUAUGGAAGGAGUCGAGAAGAACCUUUCUGCACUUGGAAAUCCCAUCUUGCUAAACCGAGUGAACCGGGAGGAGGGCGAUACCAACCCUCAGACCUUAGUAAAUCUUCCUCCAUACCCCUGGAACCAUGAGAACCGCUAUUGGCAUGAAGCAAGCAACACAAGAUCCGAAAGACUCAAGAAACAACCUCGAUCGGACCUUUUAGGCGUUCCUGUCCCUAGUCAGAACCCCUUUGAGCCGCAAUGGAAAAAUUAUCUGCGUCUGCGGGAGAAUCCUUGGAUUUCUGACCACGUCAUCACCGGAACUACAUUGUAUCCCGGGGCUGGAAUGUUGAUUAUGGUCCUGGAAGCGGCGCAGCAGAUGGUACCCAAGGGAACAAAAAUUGAAGGAAUUGAAUUUAUCGACGUUCAUUUUGAGCGUGGGCUUGUCGUUCCGAGCGAGGGCGCUGUGGAGACACGCCUCAGCAUCAAUCUAUCCGAGGGUAACGAUGAGAGCCACAGCUUUGCGAUCUUCUCAGUCACAGGAAAUUCUAGCUGGACCAAGCAUUGCUAUGGCUACUUCAGUAUCCAGAAGAGCAGUGAUCGCGUUCAAAGCGAGUCAGCUACGCUGGACUGGGAGCGACGCCUCGGCCAGGUUCAUGCUGUCAAGAAGGUUGCAUCGCAGACGGUUAACAUCGACAAACUCUAUCAAGAUCUCCAUAAAGUGGGUAUGGAAUACGGUGAUACCUUCCGCAACCUGACCUCUUUGGCGGCCACUCCAGAUGCGAGCCAAUGCUACGGCACUGUGAAAAUCCCCGAUACCAAGUCUGUGAUGCCAUUUGAAUUCGAGUACCCUCAUAUCAUCCACCCCGCUACAUUGGACGCGAUCUUCCACUUGAUGGUCCAUGUCGUGUCGGAUGGGGGAACGUGGACGGACGCAGCCGUACCCUAUAGACUGCAACGGUUGUUUAUUGCGACUGAUCAGUCCCACGAUGCUGGCACGUUAUUCUCGGGAUACGCCAGUCGUCAUAACAAGACUGACAACGGCCUCCUGGGUGCAGAUCUAGUUGUGUCAGAUGAAUCUUGGCAGUCACCCAAGAUCAUCGUGGAUGGAUUAUUGAUGAAGAAAGUCACUGGUGCUGGGUCAAGCUCUAGUGAUGUAGGAGAAAACGAAAUUGCCAAGAGAUGCACUAUUUUAACGUGGGAGCUGGACCCCACCAGUUUCGUUCACUCUCCUGACUCCUCUUCUCUCUCCAUUGAGAACGUCAACACAUUGCAGGACUGGCUACGGAUCGAAUGCCACAAAACACCGGGACUGACAGUUUUGAUUGAUGGUAACGCGCUGGGGCUAAUACUAACAGAUGAGCUGCUUCCUUUCAUAUCCGAGGCCUCCCCAUACCGCGCUCUAUCACAGCUUACCAUCACUGGAUCGAACGAAGAGACCUUAGAUCCCUGGCGUAAGACCAUUACAGAUGUUGAGGCUGAUUCCCAAGUCACAUUCCACGUUAGUGGGGAAGCAUCUGGCUAUCCCCUCGAUGAUACCAAAUUCCAUUUAAUCAUCACCGCAUCCAGCGGACACUCGGCGGAAGCAUCCGCUGCACCUUGGGUCCCUGCUCUCCGGCAAGAAGGUCGUUUGCUUAUAUUGUCUCAAGAGAAGCCUGAUUUGGCUGCAGGGAAAUCUCUGACAAAUGGUUUUUCGUAUCCAAAGGUCCAAGCUCGAAGCAUAUCAUUGAAGACAGGGACCAUAGUCAUCAUCGCCGUGCCUCGAGAGCCCUAUCUUAACCGAGGAGGAGUUUGCCUACUUCUUCCGAGAACGUACAUCGAUUCUCAUGCUGCUUCUCUGGAAAUUGAGUUGGAAAGAAGUCUUCUUAAUCGCGGGAUUUCCGUCCGAAAGGCGUUCGCAGACAUGGCCAACGAUCUCGCUGACCAGCAUAUCAUUUCCCUUCUAGACCUCGGCCAGCCUGCUGGGUUUUUGUCAUGCUGGACAAAAGACGAAUUUGAAUCUUUCAAGACUCUGUUGAACACUGUCAAACAUUUAUGUUGGCUUUCCCGUGCGGGGCAGAUGUUGUCGCCCGAUGAGGCUGGACUUAGCAGUGCUCCCACGACUGGGUUCCUUCGUGUCCUGCGAAAUGAGCUGCCACAGGUCACCAUCACACAUGUGGAUCUGACAACGAGUUUUAACUCGUCCAAGGCUGAGGCAAUCCUGAACCUCUGGAUUCCUCUUUCGCUGAAUGAAGCCGACUCCGCUGAUCUGGAGUAUGCUGAGUUCAAAGGAGAAUUCUAUAUUCCCCGUACGGUAGCUGCGCCAUCGUUUGAUUCGGAGAUUGCCUUGGCGACAGGAGCUGCCCCUGCCGAACCCACAUCACUUGGGGACGCAGGCCAUCUCCAGCUGGGAGAUGAGGAAGGUGCUGCUCUUGUAUGGAAACUUGUGCCCGAGCCACAGGCCAACAUGUCACCAGAAGAGGUGGACAUUAAGGUGACCAAUGUUUCCACCACCGUCGGUCGUUCUUUCAAUAUCUCCUCGCCACAGGCGCUCUGGACUCAGACGACUGGCAUUGUUUCUGCGUGCGGCGCGAGUGUUUCCGAGUUGUCUCCGGGUGAUCAUGUAGUCGUUCUGGGACCAUCAAAAUGCCAGAAUAGGGUGCGGGUGCAUUGGUCCAAGGUCCACAAGGUGCCCGUGGGAGUCGCCCUUGAUGCGGCGGCAACGACCAUUUGGCUCUAUGCGUUGGCUUUAUACAUUCUCGAGCAUAUCGUCCGUCUUCAGGACGGUGAGAACAUUCUCAUUUGCGAUGGCUUGACCCCUCUCACUCAAGCCUUGAUUUCGCUAUCUAGCACAACUGGUGCAAAUAUCUUCACUACGGUGUCGAGCCAAGCUGACAAGAGGAUUGUUCAAAGUCUGGGUAUUCCUGUCAAUGUAAUCGUGGAUUUCAAUUCGACCGGAGUAUCAUCUUAUCUCCUCCAUGAAACCGGCGGUCGAGGAAUUGAUGCACUCAUUGCUCCGGCACACAUUGUCACCAAGGACCCAUCAGCCUUUAUCGCAGACUUCGGGCGAAUUGCGAUUAUCGGAACAGGAGAUGAUCAUGGCCUGCCGCGCAGCCUAGGAAGAAGGAACCUAACCUACUCUUUGGUGCAGCCGGCGCAGAUCCUGGAAGAGCACCCGCAAACGGUUACGCGAUUGUUGAGGAAACGCGCCAGUCUGUUAAAUGCUGUUUUACCCGCCUCCAAGUUCACACCCGACCUCCAGGUAUUCUCUGUAUCCCAGCUUUCUGACGCCGCAGAGCGAUGUGGCAGCUCAAAGGAGGGUGGCAUCGUGUCUGUUUCGUUUGGUGAUGAUGCGUUGGUUCCCGUCCUCCCCCCUAAGCCACAGACACUAGAACUCCCUGCGGAUGGCACAUAUGUUCUAGCGGGAGGGUUAGGCUCGCUGGGCCUUCGAAUCGCCAAGUUGAUGGCCCAGCAUGGAGCUCGCCAUAUCGUUCUCCUAUCCCGCUCCGGAAAUAAUCCCAAGUGGGAUGGGGAGAUUGCGGUUGUAGAAUCGAUUGGGGCAUCGGUGGAGGUCUUCAAGUGUGACGUUACCAAAGCGGAUGAGGUGGAAGACGCAAUCAAGUCGUUAUACCUGGUCGGCAGAAGGAUCCGUGGCGUUGUGCAGUGCGCCAUGGUCUUGCAAGACAGUAUAUUCAGCACAAUGACCCACGACCAGUGGCAGAAGGCAUUCACCCCGAAAGUAGCAGGAACAUGGCAUCUUCACAAUUCUCUCCCCACCACCAUUGACUUCUUCAUUCUCCUGUCAUCGGUCGUCUCAGUCAUUGGGAACGUCUCACAAGCCAACUAUGCUGCCGGGAACGCCUGGAUGGACGCAUUUGCCCACUACCGUCGCAGUCUAGGCAAAGCCGCCGUGUCUUUGAACGUGGGUUUAGUGCGGGACUCAGACCACACGAUUGACGGAACAAACAUGGACUCGUACCUAGAUCGUUUUAGUCACAUGGCCAGUGUCAGUACCACGCUCGAUGAGCUUGAUAUUGCACUGUUAGCGUGUAUGCGCGGUCAUACGGCGGAUGGUUCCCCCAUCCCGCCUCAGGUGGUGUACGGCAUGACGGAUGUGCUGCGUCGCGAGGGGCCGGUGGUGGACCAGUGGACUCGCGACCGUAAAUUCGACCAUCGCGUUGCCAGGCUCAAUAGUUCCACAGGGGCAGCCACGGGCGAUGGCGCAUCCGGGGCUGAUGUGAAGGCAGCCCUGGGCAAUGCAAAAUCCGGACCAGAGGCAGGCCAAGUGGUGAUAGAUGUGUUCAAGAGGCUCCUGGCUCCUGGAUUGGGAGUCCAGCCGGCUGCUAUUGGUGAUGAUCAACCGAUGUUUGAGCUAGGAGUUGAUUCGUUUAAAGCGGUGGAAAUCCGCAAUCACGUCUUCCGGGAAUUGAAGAGCGAGAUAUCGGUCUUUGAGAUCCUCAGCUCCAAGCCAUUGGAGGAGUUGUCCAUCCUUAUCGCCAUGAGGAGUCAGCUGGUGACGGCCGAGGCGAAAGCAGCAUAG
Penicillium vulpinum is the source of this 7059-nucleotide messenger RNA. RefSeq lists its product as uncharacterized. Bases 1 to 7059 code for a protein of 2352 amino acids. Gene Ontology annotation, molecular function: oxidoreductase activity; fatty acid synthase activity; 3-oxoacyl-[acyl-carrier-protein] synthase activity. The transcript is spliced from 10 exons. Gene Ontology annotation, biological process: fatty acid biosynthetic process; secondary metabolite biosynthetic process. NCBI's taxonomy places the organism in Eukaryota, Fungi, Ascomycota, Eurotiomycetes, Eurotiales, Aspergillaceae. The record is from RefSeq and is a predicted model, not a curated record.